Messenger RNA from Pseudocercospora fijiensis CIRAD86, 4425 nucleotides. RefSeq lists its product as uncharacterized. The transcript is spliced from 2 exons. The record is from RefSeq and is a predicted model, not a curated record. Gene Ontology annotation, molecular function: histone demethylase activity; DNA binding. Gene Ontology annotation, biological process: chromatin remodeling. NCBI's taxonomy places the organism in Eukaryota, Fungi, Ascomycota, Dothideomycetes, Mycosphaerellales, Mycosphaerellaceae. The annotation marks the transcript as partial. Gene Ontology annotation, cellular component: nucleus.
GCCAUUCCACUCAGCGCUCGUCGAGCUGAGCCGCUCGAUCUGUCCACGGUGGAACGCAGAGGGCAACCGACCAUGCGACCGGAGAGGCCUAGGAAGCCUCGCUUGUUCGACAUUCCCAAUGCGCCCAUCUACCGCCCCACCGAUGAGGAGUUCCGCGACCCCAUGGAAUAUAUGCGUAAGAUCGCACCCGAGGGCAGCAAGUACGGCAUCAUCAAAGUCGUCCCACCCGAUAGCUGGAAUCCAACCUUUGCUAUCAACACUGAGCGUUUUCACUUCCGGACUCGACGUCAAGAGCUCAAUUCCGUCGAAGGCGGCAAUCGAAUCAACAACGACUACCUUGAUCAGCUUGCCAAAUUCCAUAAGCAGAAUGGCCACAACCUCAAUCGCUUCCCUAGCGUAGACAAGCGACCGCUAGAUUUAUAUCGCCUCAAGAAGACCGUCGAGCGCAAGGGCGGAUUUGAGCAGGUGUGCAAGGGGAAGAGAUGGGCUGAGGUCGGGAGGGAUUUGGGAUACAGCGGCAAAAUCAUGUCAUCGUUGUCAACGUCGCUCAAGAACUCAUAUCAGAAAUGGCUCUUGCCAUACGAGGAGUAUUUGCGAAUGGCAAAACCUGGCGUGCAGCAACACUUGGAGAUGAUGAAUGGUGGACCAUAUACGCCCUCGCCGGGACCGUCGCCUGCUAAGAAACCAUUCGGCGCAUCGCCUCAGGACCAUGCGCCCACCGUGCAAGCCUCAGCUGCCUUGCAUGCGACGAUGAAUGGCCAUAGUCCCCAGCUACCACAACUCACUCCCUUCCGGCAAGAGACACCGCAGCAUACACCGCAGCCGCAAGUGCCUCCGCCUUCUACUGGUGGCUUCACACCAGUGAACGCUGGCGGAUUUACUCCCGUCAAUGCCCACCCACCGCCACCACAACCCGCUCCAACACCGUCAUUCACAUCGGUAAACGGCAUGAAUGGCGCCCCGCCUUCGAAUAAUGGCACACCCUUACGAUCGACGGAAGGAACGCCAUCGAACAUGGGCAGCCAAUUCAUCGCCCCGCAUCCGAACGGCGUUGCAGCAUUGAAGCGGCAGCACUCAGAGCUUACUCCCGAGGAAGUAGAGCUUAUGAAUCGACGUAGCAAGCGCUUGCGUAAAGAUGUUCCGACUGUCGUAGGUAGCAACAUGCACCACUCGCGAAUGUCCGCAGGCCGCUACCACGAAGCGCGCGAUCGAGGCAACUACAGGCCUGGCGAAGUUUGCGAAAACUGUCUCAGGCCCGAUGAACCGCACAAGUGGCUCCAGUGCGAGAGUUGCGAAAAUGUCUAUCACAUGUACUGUCUUGAGCCUCCGCUCAAGCAGCCACCGGAUCAUGAAUGGCAUUGUCCGCGAUGUCUGGUCGGAACCAACGAAUAUGGUUUCGAAGAAGGUGAUGUCUACUCGCUUUCGGGCUUCCAACGAAAAGCGAACGAGUUCAAGAAUCACCACUUCAACACCAUGCCUCGGCAGUACAGUCCUUUCAAUGAACAGAAACAUCAUCUGGAAGAAGAGGAUGUUGAGCGCGAGUUCUGGCGUUUGGUAGAGGACAUGUCGGAUACGACAGAGGUGGAGUACGGCGCAGACAUUCAUUCGACCACUCACGGAAGCGGCUUCCCUACAAUUGAAAAGCAUCCCCGCGAUCCGUACUCGACCGAUCCCUGGAACUUGAAUAUCUUGCCACUGGACAAAGAAUCGCUCUUCCGCCACAUCAAAUCAGAUGUAUCCGGCAUGACUGUCCCAUGGCUGUACGUCGGCAUGAUCUUUUCAACAUUCUGCUGGCAUAAUGAGGACCAUUACACAUACUCUGCCAACUAUCAGCACUUCGGCGAGACAAAAACGUGGUACGGCAUUCCAGGUGAAGAUUCCUACAAAUUCGAAGAUGCCAUGAAGCAGGAGGUUCCCGAACUGUUCGAGACUCAGCCCGAUCUCUUGUUCCAGCUGGUCACGCUCGCGAAGCCGGAGAAGUUGCGCAAGGCAGGUGUCCGCGUUUACGCUAUCGAUCAGCAUGCCGGAGAGUUUGUCAUUACCUUUCCGCGUGCGUAUCAUGCUGGCUUCAACCAUGGUUUCAACUUCAACGAGGCUGUCAAUUUUGCACCGCACGACUGGGAGCCCUUUGGCGAUGAAGGCGUCAAGCGCUUGCGAGACUACCGGAAGCAGCCAUGUUUCUCUCACGACGAGAUGCUACUGACAGCAGCUUCGCGAGAUCAUAGCAUUAAGACUGCGAAAUGGCUGGCGCCAGCACUAGAGCGGAUGCGUGACGAUGAGCUUGCCACACGGCAGCACUUCAUUAGUCCUCCGGAAGCUGAGCCUGACAAUCAGCCACAGAGUCCCUACAAUGGUCCACGUUAUAAGCAGGAAGCAGAAAUCAUAGACACUUCCACGGAGGAUGAGGAGGUCAUCUGCACGUUCUGCAAAGCUUAUUGCUAUCUGUCGCGGUUUGUCUGCAAGAAAACGAACAAGGUGCUAUGUCUGCUUCAUGCAGGUAGCUAUGAGUGCUGCGAUGCGAUGGACUUUGAGCGCUAUUCUGGGCAAAAUAGCGAGCAUGUUCUCUACUAUCGAAUGACUGACGAUGUGCUCACCUCAACUGUGCAGAAGGUGGUCGAUAAAGCCAACAUUCCGGAGGCAUGGGCUGCAAAGGUCGACAAGGAGCUCGAGGACACUGCGAGGCCCAAUCUGAAGCAUCUCCGAACCCUACUCGCUGAGGGAGAGAAGAUUCAAUACGAUUUGCCUCAGCUGGCUGAUCUACGUCGCUUCGUGGAGCGGUGCAAUGAGUGGGUCGAGGAGGCCACUUCCUACAUCACCCGCAAGCAAGUAAAUCGACGCAAGAGCGAAAAGCCUUGGCGGAAAGGUGCUAAGGCUGCGGAACUUGAGGAGCGAGACAAGGAGUUGCGCAAGAUCUCCAACAUCUACAACCUGCUGUCUACUGCAGAACAAAUUGGGUUUGAUUGUCAAGAGAUUGCUACGCUUCGUGAGCGGGCGCAGAACAUCGAAGAGUUCCAGAAGGAUGCGAAUGCAGCACUGAGUAACAUUCAUGCCAAGGCCACCUCUGAUUUCGAAGAGCUCCUGGAUCGUGGUAAGGACUUCCAUGUGGACAUGCCGGAAAUGGAGAACUUGGAAAAGGUACUGAGGCGCCUGCGCUGGAACGACGAGGCCAAGGCGAAGCGUCCAAACAUCGAGACGAACAAGCAGGAACAGACUUUGAGCGAUAUCGAAAAGUUCAUUGCCUCUGGUGUCGAGAUUGGCGUUCCUGAUACAAACCCAGACAUGGAGUUCUUCCGAGCACACAAAGCUCAGGGUGAGCUGUGGGAGCAAAAGACUCAGGAACUCAUGGCUGUGGACCAGAUUCAUUACCAGCAGCUUGAUGCUUUGUCCAAGCAGGCCUCCACCUUGCCUGUCACGCCCGAGACGCUAGCGAAAGUUGACGCAAUUCUGAAGAAGCAGCGCGAGAUUCAAGACAAGAUAGCAUCUCUGGUCGAGCGAAGCAAAGACCCCGAAUUCCGCAACCGACCCCACUACCGAGAGAUGAAGGAGGUGAUGGAUGCUCUUGAUGAAUUGCAGAGCAAGCCGACUGGAACUAUCGAUCUCGAGAAGGAAUCGAAGCGACACGAGGACUGGAUGCGACGUGGCAAAAAGCUGUUUGGCAAAGCCAAUGCACCCUUGCAUAUCCUUCACCAGCACAUGCAAGCCGUCGACAACAGAAAUAGGUCUUGCUUUGACCUCGACGACAAGCCUAGAGGGCCGGUCGAGCCAUCGUCAAGAGCAGGCACGCCUGAAGAUGGAGUGAUUCACACUGAAGGAAGCAGCUCUAGUAGAGAUGUCUUCUGCAUCUGCCGCAAGCCAGAAGCCGGCAUGAUGAUUGAGUGUGAGCUGUGCCACGAGUGGUACCACGGAAAGUGUCUCAAGAUUGCACGCGGCAAAGUGAAGGAGGAUGAUAAGUACACCUGCCCGAUCUGUGACUGGCGUGUCAAAAUCCCUCGCGAUGCAGCGCGGCCGAAGCUCGAAGAUUUGCAAGGCUGGCAGGAUGAGCUCGAAACCUUACCCUUCCAGCCCGAGGAAGAGAAGACUUUGGCAAGCCUUUGCGAAUAUGGACAAGCAUUUCGAGAGUUCAUCAAGCCUUACGUGGAACCUGCGAUGGAGCCUACGACCGAGGAAGUGGGCGUGCUUCGCUUCUACUUGCGAAAGAUUGAAGGUGCUGAUCUCUUGCUUGCACCUGAGACCAACUACCUUCGACAGCAUUUGCACAGGCUCGCCAAGGUCGCUCCGGAGCCGCCUCCUAUCAUGGACGUCUCGCAAUCCACACGGAAGCCAAGACCGACGAAGCAACAGAAGCUUAUGGCCCAGCUCGGUAUCACGAAUCCAGACGACCUGCCAACUCAAUACAAGCUCAAGCCUCAUAUCGCCAAGAGAAAA